Volvox carteri f. nagariensis is the source of this 741-nucleotide messenger RNA. RefSeq lists its product as uncharacterized. Bases 1 to 741 code for a protein of 246 amino acids. The record is from RefSeq and is a predicted model, not a curated record. The transcript is spliced from 3 exons. Lineage: Eukaryota; Viridiplantae; Chlorophyta; Chlorophyceae; Chlamydomonadales; Volvocaceae.
AUGCUUGAGGAUCAUUCGGCAUGUUGCUGGCCAACUGUCUACAAGUAUGGUAUGUGUCCAUGUGGGUUUGUGUACCGUGGGGAUGCAAAGGCCUUGACGUGCCCCGCUUGUGUGCCUGGCACAUCCAAGCUAUGUGGCAAAGCACACGAAACACACCAGAAGACAUUCCUGUACAGCUCCAUCAUCCAGUAUUUGCAACGUAUCUACAGCAACAGCACAACUGCCGCAGAGUAUGGUGACUGGCUCAACCGACUCGAGCAGAAUGCUGUAGCAGACCCUCAUGGCCUAUAUGAUAUUGGACAUGGCAAGGCUGUCCAAGCUGUCCUACAGAAUGAUCCACGAUUUAAGCAGGAACCACGUAACGUCAUCGUUGUGCUCAUAACAGACCCCUUCAUUGUGCCUGUUGAUGAAUCAGAGCGCUCCAGUACACCCUGGUUGCUGGUGGCAGUGAACACCCCUGUGUCAAAACGUCACAAGCUUGAAUACACAUCCGUGCUUGGCAUUGUGGGAGGCAACAUGAAGCCCCCUGGUGCCAAGAAGGGUGUCCCUAUGGAUCCAAAUCAUGUCUUGGUGCUCAUAAAGGAUGAAGUAGCCUUCCUUGAGGAGGAAGGCUACUUCAUCCUUUAUGAGCACCAAGACAUGAUUUGGAUCCAUAGGGAUACCCUUCUUGGCACCAGGGGGCUUCAUGUUGCCUCCCACAAUGCCAAGCACGGAUGUGUAUCCAAGCUUGUGACGUUUUGA